Messenger RNA from Contarinia nasturtii (swede midge), 15971 nucleotides. RefSeq names its product ryanodine receptor (gene RyR). Gene Ontology annotation, cellular component: sarcoplasmic reticulum membrane; calcium channel complex; sarcolemma. Gene Ontology annotation, biological process: intracellular calcium ion homeostasis; calcium ion transmembrane transport. Gene Ontology annotation, molecular function: protein binding; ryanodine-sensitive calcium-release channel activity; calcium ion binding. The transcript has 39 exons. Bases 512 to 15847 code for a protein of 5111 amino acids. Lineage: Eukaryota; Metazoa; Arthropoda; Insecta; Diptera; Cecidomyiidae. The record is from RefSeq and is a predicted model, not a curated record.
CGAACAUUUGAAAAAAAGAGAACGAGAAAUGAAUUUAGUAUAUUCGAGGCUGCAAUAGAAAGCGUGUCAGACCACCGUCUCAUAUUCAAGUCUGAUAAGAGUUCUAUGUGGCGUAUUUAAUGAAAUUUGAGAGCGACACACAAAGAGAAAAAGAGAGAGAGAAAGAUAAACGCGAAACGAAUUAAAGCUGACAUAAAAGUUUGAAAUAAAACUACCUGAAUUGGAGUACUCCGAAACUAUAUUGCGUCGAUUGUAAAAAAAGGGUAGCUUGAAUUAAUUUAAGUCAUGCCUUGUAAUUUUACGACGUUAAAUAAUAAUUAGCCCGAAAGAAGAACAAAAAAGGAAACUACCUGUCGACGAGUGCAAACCCAACCAAAUAAAUGUAAAACUUCAAACGAAUCGCCACUCAUUUAGUUUAAAUACUUCGGAAAAGAAGAAAAUAUCGAUAAAUUGACAACAGAACGAACAAAAAUAAUAAGUUAAAUUAAAGUGUCUUACGUUCAGCUGAAAAAUGGCUGAAGCGGAAGGAGGAUCGGAGCAGGAUGAUGUUUCGUUCUUACGGACGGAAGACAUGGUGUGCUUAUCAUGCAACGCCACCGGAGAACGUGUCAUGCUAGCGGCCGAAGGAUUUGGUAAUCGUCAUUGUUUCCUUGAAAAUAUUGCCGAUAAAAAUGUGCCACCCGACCUGUCGCAGUGCGUGUUUGUCAUCGAACAAGCGUUAUCAGUUCGUGCUUUACAGGAAUUAGUCACAGCUACUGGCAACGAAUCGGAGGGAGAUUCUCUAGGUAAAGGUACUGGAUCCGGUCAUAGAACUCUACUUUAUGGCAAUGCAAUCCUAUUGCGUCACCACAACAGCGACAUGUAUUUAGCAUGUUUAUCAACGUCUUCUUCCAACGAUAAGCUAUCCUUUGAUGUUGGUUUGCAAGAGCACAGCCAGGGUGAAGCGUGUUGGUGGACUGUUCAUCCAGCCAGCAAACAACGUUCUGAAGGUGAAAAAGUUCGUGUUGGUGAUGAUUUGAUUUUGGUAUCAGUUGCCACCGAACGUUAUUUGCACACAACGAAAGAAAACGAUCAAUCAAUUGUAAAUGCUAGUUUUCAUGUAACACAUUGGUCUGUUCAGCCUUAUGGGACUGGAAUUUCACGAAUGAAAUAUGUUGGUUAUGUAUUUGGAGGUGAUGUACUGCGAUUCUUACAUGGCGGCGAUGAAUGCUUGACGAUACCAGGAACAUGGUCAAGGGAACCCGAACAGAACAUCGUGAUAUAUGAAGGUGGUUCAGUGAUGUCACAGGCUAGAUCUCUAUGGCGUCUGGAAUUGGCACGAACAAAAUGGUCUGGUGGCUUUAUCAAUUGGUGUCAUCCGAUGCGAAUCAGGCAUAUCACAACUGGACGAUAUUUGGGUGUGAAUGACAAUCAGGAAUUAAUAUUGUUAAAACAACAAGAAGCUGAUAUUAAUAAGACAUCAUUUCGUUUGCGACAAUCGAAAGAUGAAGCAAUCAAAGACAAACUCGAAGACAAAGAUUUGGAAGUGAUUGGUGCACCGAUUAUAAGAUAUGGUGACACAACCGUCAUUUUACAACAUUGUCAAACCGAAUUGUGGCUCAGUUACAAAAGUUACGAAACGAAAAAGAAAGGCGUCGGCAAAGUCGAAGAGAAACAAGCCAUUUUACAUGUUGAAGGUAAAAUGGAUGAUUUUCUUGAUUUCUCACGAUCACAAGAAGAAGAAUCGAAAACAGCUAGAGUUAUACGUAAAUGUAGCAGUUUAUUCACCAAAUUCAUUAAUUCAUUGGAAACAUUGCAACAAAAUCGUCGUCAUUCAAUGUUUUUUCAGUCGGUAAAUUUGGCCGAAAUGGUAAUGUGUUUAGAGGAUUUAAUCAAUUAUUUUGCACAACCCGAAGAUGAUAUGGAACACGAAGAAAAGCAAAAUCGUUUUCGUGCCUUACGUAAUCGUCAAGAUUUAUUCCAAGAAGAAGGUGUUCUCAAUUUGAUUCUCGAAGCCAUUGAUAAAAUAAAUGUGAUUACAUCACAAGGUUUUUUGGCUGCAUUUUUUGGUGAUGAAAGCGGCACUCAUUGGGAACUCAUUUCUGGUUAUCUUUAUCAAUUGUUGGCCGCCAUAAUCAAAGGCAAUCACACAAAUUGUGCACAAUUUGCAAAUUCAAAUCGAUUGAAUUGGCUUUUCUCCCGUUUGGGAUCGCAAGCGUCCAGCGAAGGAUCCGGUAUGCUUGAUGUAUUGCAUUGUGUAUUGAUUGAUUCGCCAGAAGCGUUGAAUAUGAUGCGAGAUGAACAUAUUAAAGUGAUCAUUAGUUUGUUGGAAAAACACGGUCGUGAUCCAAAAGUAUUGGAUGUUUUAUGUUCACUUUGUGUGGGUAAUGGUGUUGCGGUGCGUUCGUCACAAAAUAAUAUCUGCGAUUAUUUAUUGCCCGGCAAAAAUCUUCUACUUCAAACACAAUUAGUUGAUCAUGUUGCAAGCAUUCGGCCAAAUAUUUUUGUUGGUCGUGUAGAUGGUUCGGCUACGUAUCAAAAAUGGUAUUUUGAAAUAACAAUGGAUCAUAUCGAGCAGAAAACGCACAUGACACCGCAUUUAAGAAUUGGCUGGGCCAAUACAACCGGCUAUGUGCCUUAUCCAGGCGGUGGUAAAAAGUGGGGCGGCAAUGGUGUCGGUGAUGAUUUGUAUUCGUUCGGUUUUGAUGGUGCAUUUCUUUGGACGGGCGGUAAAAAUACGCCAGUUCUUCAAGAUAUACCACUCGAACCAUAUAUACGAAAAGGUGAUGUUAUCGGUGUUGCACUUGAUUUGAAUGUUCCCAUAAUUUAUUUCACAUUCAAUGGUCAAAAGGUCAAGGGAACUUUUCGCAAUUUCAAUCUUGAUGGAAUGUUCUUUCCGGUCAUGAGUUGCUCAUCGAAAUUAAGUUGUCGCUUUUUGCUCGGUGGUGAUCAUGGUCGUUUAAAAUACGCGCCGCCAUUUGGAUUUUCACCAUUGGUUCAAUGUCUGAUGCCACAUCAAAUAUUGAGUUUGGAUCCUUGUUUUUAUUUCGGCAAUUUGAAUAAAAAUGUCAUAGCGGGUCCAUGGUUAAUUGAAGACGAUACAGCUUUCGUUCCGAAUCCAGUAGAUACAUCAACAGUCACAUUGCCAUCAUCAGUUGAUCAAAUCAAGGAUAAAUUGGCCGAAAAUAUCCAUGAAAUGUGGGCAUUAAAUAAAAUUGAAAGCGGUUGGAUGUGGGGAGAGCGUCGUGACGACUUGCAUCGUAUUCAUCCGUGUUUGACACAUUUCGAUAAAUUACCAGCGGCCGAAAAGCGUUACGAUUGCCAAUUAGCCGUACAAACAUUAAAAACAAUAAUUGCCAUUGGCUACUACAUAAUAAUGGACAAACCACCGGCUCGAAUUCGUCCAAUUCGAUUACCAAAUGAGCCGUUCAUGCAGGGAAAUGGUUAUAAACCAGCACCACUUGAUUUGAGUGCCGUUACUUUAACGCCAAAACUCGAAGAGUUGGUCGAUCAAUUGGCCGAAAAUACGCACAAUUUAUGGGCAAAGGAGCGCAUUCAACAAGGUUGGACCUAUGGAUUGAAUGAAGAUUCCGAUACAUUGCGCAGUCCACAUUUAGUUCCGUACAGUAAAGUCGACGACGCAAUUAAAAAAGCCAAUCGAGAUACAGCGUCGGAAACGGUUCGAACACUUUUGGUGUACGGUUACAAUUUGGAUCCACCGACCGGUGAAGGAAACGAAGCACUACUUGCAGAAGCGCUACGCCAAAAAUACGCCGCAUUUCGAACAUAUCGUGUCGAACGAAAUUAUGCGGUUACAUCGGGGAAAUGGUACUUUGAAUUCGAAGUUCUUACUGCUGGUCCGAUGAGGGUCGGUUGGUGUCGUACGGAUUGUAAACCAGGUGUUAUGCUUGGUGCCGACGAUGGUUCAGGAUGGGCAUUUGAUGGUUACAAUGAAGAAAAAGUGUAUGCCGGCUCAACUGAGUCAUUUGGCAGACAAUGGGUACCUGGCGAUGUGGUUGGCGUCUUCCUUGAUUUGGUUGAUCAUACUAUCAGUUUUUCGUUGAAUGGUGAACUAUUGAUGGAUACACUUGGUGGCGAAACGACAUUUGCUGAUGUUACAGCUGCUGAAGGUGUUGGAUUUGUGCCAUCUUUUACGCUAGGUGUUGGACAAAAAGCCCGACUUGUCUAUGGUCAAAAUGUUGAUUCACUGAAAUAUUUCACCACUUGUGGUUUGCAAGAAGGUUACGAACCAUUUUGUGUAAACAUGAGACGACCGGUUACACAUUGGUAUACAAAAGAUCAACCAAUUUUUGAAAAUACCGAAGAUAUGAUUGAUUGUCGAAUUGAUGUGACCCGUAUACCGGGCGGUGCUGAUUCACCACCAUGCUUGAAAAUUUCACACAACACAUUUGAAACGAUGGAAAAAGCAAAUUGGGAAUUUUUGCGCCUGUCACUGCCAGUUACAUGUCACUCUGAAUUCAUUUCCGAACAAGAGAAAGCCAGACGAUGGGAGGAAAUAAAAUUACGACAACAUCGUUUAGCCGAAGAAGUACAAAGACAAGAUGUGCAGAAUCCAUCGCAUAUGGAUCACAUUAUGCAAAGUGGUUUUACAAUGAACGACAUCAAAGGUUUGCAUCGUUUCGGUGAAGAAGGAGUUGAGGCCGAUGAACAGAUGGCAUCUCAUCUUAAUCCGUCACGACCACCGCGCAAAGGAUCGGUGAGCCGUGGUAGUCCAAAUUAUGAUAUGGCACGAUCAACAAGUGCCUUAGAUAUUGACACCUUUCAAAUGGAGGGCGACGACAAAGGCGACAAGAAACGCGGACGCAGUCCAUUUAAAUUCUUUAAAAGAGGUCAAAGCAAAGACAAACAUAAAUCGAAAUCACCACCGGAUCGUAAACGUGGAACAUCUGUUGGCCGAAGCACAUCUCCACAGCAAAGAGCUCCGACGGUUCGUAUCUCUGAUGCCGAUUUGCGUGCAGGUCAACCACCUCCACAGCUUCAACUCGAUCGAUCAGCAAAUAAAACGAUGACAGUGAAUGCGCUAAAUGCGCAGGGCAUUGAAUCGAUUGGAAACGAAGUGUAUGAUGCGGAAUGCCUUAAAAUGAUCAACGAAUAUUUCUAUGGUGUACGAAUUUAUCCGGGUCAAGAUCCAACACAUGUGUACGUUGGAUGGGUGACAACACAAUAUCAUUUGCAUAGCAGAGAAUUCAAUCGUGAUAAGGUUCGUCGCGUCUCUGUUUUUAUGGAAGACGAAUAUGAGCAGCCAAUCGAUCGUGUUGAUCGUCAAAGUUGUUAUAUGGUACGUGCCGAUGAAUUAUUUAACGAGGUAUCACAAGAUGCAUCCGGAAAAGGUGCAACACAGGGAAUGUUUGUCGGUUGUUUUGUUGAUACGGCAACCGGUACGAUAAAAUUCACAUGCGAAGGUAAAGUAACAUCGCAUCGAUGGCAAAUGGAACCGGACACCAAACUAUUUCCAGCCAUUUUUGUUGAAGCAACGAGCAAAGAAAUUUUACAAAUUGAAUUGGGACGUACACCAACCACAUUGCCACUGUCGGCAGCCGUUUUACCAACAAGCGAUAAACAUGUGAAUCCACAAUUUCCACCACGUCUUAAAAUUCAGUGCUUGAAACCACAUCAAUGGGCACGUGUACCAAAUGUAACCCUACAAGUACAUGCAUUGAAAUUGUCCGAUAUUCGUGGUUGGUCAAUGCUUUGUGAAGAUCCGAUUUCGAUGCUUGCAUUGCAUAUUCCAGAAGAAGAUCGAUGCAUUGAUAUUCUUGAAUUGAUCGAAAUGGAUAAAUUGUUAGCGUUCCAUUCAUAUACAUUAACAUUGUAUGCAGCACUUUGUUUUCAAUCAAACUAUAGAGCCGCCCAUGCGCUGUGUUUGCAUGUUGAUCAAAAACAAUUACUUUAUGCCAUCAAAGCAGAAUACAUGAGCGGACAACUUAGACAAGGAUUUUAUGACUUAUUGAUUGCUAUGCAUUUGGAAUCGCAUGCAAAUACAAUGGAAGUGUGCAAAAAUGAAUUUAUCAUCCCACUUGGACCCGAACUUAUAGAAUUGUAUAACGAUGAAGAAAUGAGACACUCACUAAGAUCAUUGCAAACAGAAUCAGUGCGACCACAGCUUCGAAUGACGGAAAUAGUAGAUAUAUAUAACCCACAUCAAAUGAUACCUUCGGCAAAUGAUGUUUUCAGUGAACCGAUACCAACCAUUGAUGCACUGUAUUCGCCCAAAUUUCCAUUGGAAGAGGUACGUGAUUUCGUAAUGGAAGCACUGCAUGAGGCUGUUGAUGUGAAUCAAGUACAUAACCGUGAUCCAAUUGGAUGGUCGAAUGAAAAUCUGUUUUUGCCAUUGUUGAAGCUUAUCGAUCGUUUGUUGCUUGUGGGAAUCGUAACGGACAAUGAUGUGCAAAAGUUGUUAAUCAUGAUUGAUCCGGAGACAUGGGAUCAUGAAUUUGAUCGUGAAGGAAAAGAUGAACAUCGCAAAGGAUUGUUAACAAUGAAAAUGGCUGAAGGUGCAAAAUUGCAAAUGUGCUAUUUAUUGCAUCAUUUUACUGACCUUCAAUUGCGACAUCGUGUUGAAAGUAUUAUUUCAUUUUCACAUGAUUUUAUCGGUGUUUUACAAGAUGAUCAAUUGCGUCGUUACAUUGAAAUCAAGCAAUGCGAUUUACCAAGCGCCAUUGUAGCAAAGAAAACACGUGAAUACCGUUGUCCACCGCGUGAACAAAUGAACUCAAUUUUAAGUUUCAAAGAUUUGGAUCCAGACGAUAUUGAAAAUUGUCCAUGCGGCGUUGAUGUGAGGGACAGUUUCCUCGCAUUCCAUGAGAAUUUCUUGGGUAAAGUGUCAUUGACAGCCUUACAAGAGCCCGAAGUUGAAGAUGAAACGGUCGAUACAAAACCAUCGGCAUUGACAAAACUAUAUAAUUUUAUAAAUGCCGUUAAAGAUGCCGAAGAAAGUGUCGAAGAACAAACAGUCGAACCGGAAAAGAAAACGCCAGAAGAAGUGUUCCGUAAAGUAUUGAUUAAGACAAUUGUCGGAUGGGCGGAAGAAUCACAAAUUGAAAAUCCAAAAUUGGUUCGUGAAAUGUUUGGUUUAUUGGUGCGUCAAUACGAUACGGUUGGCGAAUUGAUUCGUGCAUUGGAAAAAACCUAUGUAAUAAAUAGCAAAACGAAAGUUGAUGUGGCUACGAUGUGGAUUGGACUUAGUCAAAUUCGUGCCUUAUUACCUGUACAAAUGAGUCAAGAAGAGGAAGAAUUAAUGCGUACACGUUUAUGGAAAUUGGUGAAUAAUCAUACAUUUUUCCAGCAUCCAGAUUUAAUUCGAAUUUUACGUGUUCACGAAAACGUGAUGGCCGUUAUGAUGAAUACAUUGGGUCGUCGGGCUCAAGCACAAAGCGACGCACCGGCCAUUAGCGAAGGUGGUGAAAUGCCGGUCAAAGAAAAGGAUACAUCACACGAAAUGGUUGUGGCAUGUUGUCGUUUUCUUUGCUAUUUCUGUCGCACCAGUCGACAAAAUCAAAAGGCAAUGUUCGAUCACUUUGAUUUUCUGUUGGAAAAUUCAAACAUUCUAUUGUCACGGCCUAGUUUACGCGGUUCAACGCCACUUGAUGUUGCCUAUUCUAGUUUGAUGGAAAACACUGAAUUGGCACUUGCGUUACGUGAACAUUAUUUGGAAAAAAUUGCAAUUUAUCUAUCACGUUGUGGAUUACAAAGUAAUUCGGAAUUAGUUGAAAAGGGUUAUCCGGAUUUGGGUUGGGAUCCAGUAGAAGGUGAACGUUAUUUGGACUUUUUACGAUUUUGUGUUUGGGUGAAUGGUGAAUCGGUUGAAGAGAACGCGAAUUUGGUAAUUCGUUUGCUGAUUCGACGGCCAGAAUGUUUGGGUCCAGCAUUGCGUGGUGAAGGUGAAGGUUUAUUGCGUGCCAUUGUUGAUGCAAAUAAAAUGUCCGAAAAAAUUGCCGAACGUCGUAAGUUGCACGAUGAAGCCGAAGGCACAAUGAGCGGUUUGAAUUUCGUGCAUCCAUUGCCAGAGGGUGACGACGAUGAAGAUUAUAUUGAUACGGGUGCAGCUAUAUUAGGUUUUUAUUGUACACUUGUUGAUUUAUUGGGACGUUGUGCACCCGAACCAUCUGUCAUUGAUCAAGGUAAAAAUGAAUCAACUCGUGCUCGUGCCAUUUUACGUUCACUAGUGCCAUUAGAGGAUUUACAAGGUGUGUUGAGUUUGAAAUUUACAUUACACCAACCGGUGCCCGGCGAAGAAAAACCAAAAUCUGACAUGCCUUCUGGAUUAAGGCCUGGACAUAAAGAAAAUAUUGUUCUUUUCUUGGAACGAGUUUAUGGCAUUGAAACACAUGAUUUAUUCUAUCGCAUUCUUGAAGAUGCAUUUUUGCCAGAUUUAAGAGUGGCCACAAUGCUUGAUAAGAAUGACGGAAGUGAAAGUAAUAUGGAGUUGUCAAUGAAUCGCUACAUUGGAAUCUCCAUAUUGCCGCUGUUGAUCAAACAUGCAAAAUUCUAUAAUGAAGCUGAAAACUAUGCCAGUUUAUUAGAUGCUACAUUGCACACCGUAUAUCGUUUGUCAAAGAAUCGAAUGCUUACAAAAGGACAACGUGAAGCCGUUUCGGAUUUCUUGGUGGCAUUGACAUCCUCAAUGCAGCCGGCUAUGUUAUUGAAACUAUUACGCAAACUCACUGUCGACGUAUCCAAAUUAUCAGAAUAUACAACGGUUGCGUUGCGACUAUUGACAUUGCACUAUGAGCGUUGUGCUAAAUAUUAUGGUUCAAGUCAAGGUCAAGCUACCUAUGGUGCUGCAUCCGAUGAAGAGAAACGACUAACCAUGAUGUUAUUCUCAAACAUUUUCGAUUCACUCAGCAAUAUGGAUUAUGAUCCCGAAUUGUUUGGAAAGGCAUUGCCAUGUUUGAUUGCGAUCGGUUGUGCAUUGCCACCAGACUAUUCAUUACCACAAAAAUCGGAUGAUGAUUUCUAUGGUAAAAGUUCGGGUAAUCCAGAUCAACCGCAAUACAAUCCACAACCAAUCAAUACAUCGAUGAUAACACUCGACAACGAUUUGAAUUCAAUUGUACAGAAAUUCAGUGAACACUAUCACGAUGCAUGGGCCAGUCGUAAAAUGGAAACCGGAUGGACAUACGAGGAAGUGUGGUCGGAUGCAAAUAAAACGCAUCCACGCCUUAAACCAUAUAACAUGUUGAACGAUUAUGAACGAGAACGUUACAAAGAGCCAGUUAGAGAAAGUCUCAAAGCUUUGCUUGCAUUGAACUGGACAGUUGAACAUGCUGAUGUUGAUGCACCACUUUCACAUCGCGGAUCGGCCAGACGUCAAUCAAAACCAAAUCUUAGUGAUGGCAAUGCAUUUAACUACAAUCCACAUCCGGUUGAUAUGACAAAUUUGACAUUGAAUCGUGAAAUGCAAAAUAUGGCCGAGCGAUUGGCAGAAAAUUCACAUGACAUUUGGGCAAAGAAGAAACGCGAAGAAAUUGAUACAUGUGGAGGUGCAAUUCAUCCACAAUUGGUACCAUAUGAUUUGUUAACCGACAAAGAAAAGCGUAAAGAUCGUGAACGAUCACAAGAAUUUUUAAAAUACAUGCAAUACCAAGGAUUGAAACUUCACAAGCCAUCUCGAGCAGACACAAUGGUCGACGGUGAACAGGCUGCAACACAAGCUGCAAUUGAACUACGUUUCUCUUAUUCAUUACUCGAGAAGCUCAUUGCAUAUUUGGAUCGUGCAACAAUUAACAUGAAACUACUGAAACCUUCGUCCACAUUCAGUCGCCGUACAUCGUUUAGAACGGCAUCACGCGAUAUAAAAUUCUUCUCAAAAGUUGUAUUGCCAUUGAUUGAAAAAUACUUUUCAACGCAUCGCAGUUAUUUUAUAGCGGUUGCAACAGCAACCAAUAAUAUUGGUGCUGCAUCAUUAAAAGAAAAAGAAAUGGUUGCAGCGAUAUUCUGUAAAUUGUCCAAUUUAUUGCGUCAACGUUUAUCGGCAUUUGGUCCGGAUGUUCGAAUCACGGUGCGAUGCUUACAGGUACUGGUAAAAGGUAUCGAUGCAAAAUCAUUGGUAAAAAAUUGUCCCGAAUUUAUUCGGACAUCGAUGUUAACAUUUUUCAAUAAUACGGCCGACGAUUUGGGACAGACAAUAACAAAUUUACAAGAUGGAAAAUACAGUCAUUUACGCGGUACACAUUUAAAAACAUCCACAUCAUUGGCAUAUGUGAAUCAAGUUAUUUUACCGGUAUUAACAGCAAUGUUUGAUCAUUUGGCGUCAUGCGAUUAUGGCAGUGAUUUAUUGUUGGACGAAAUUCAAGUUGCAUCAUAUAAAAUUUUGGCCGCAUUAUACACACUUGGCAUCGAUGGUACGCUUACCAAUGAUCGAAAAUAUUUGAAAACCGAAAUUGAACGUAGUCGACCGAGUUUGGGUUCGUGCUUAGGUGCAUUUAGCUCAACGUUUCCGGUUGCAUUCUUGGAACCGCAUCUUAACAAACAUAAUCUAUUUUCGUUACUUAAUCGCAUUGCCGAUCAUUCGUUAGAAGCUCAAGAUAUUAUGGUUCGCAUGGAAAGUUCAAUGCCAAAUUUGGAAUCGAUUUUAUCCGAAGUUGAUCAAUUUGUUGAAUCGGAUAAAACAUAUGGCGAUGCACCGCAUAUAAUUGAUGUUAUUUUACCAUUGUUAUGCUCAUAUCUACCAUUUUGGUGGUCACAAGGUCCGGACAAUGUAUCGCCAACCAGUGGUAAUCAUGUUACAAUGGUGACCGCCGAUCACAUGAACGUUUUGCUGAAAAAUGUUUUAAAAAUGAUUAAAAAGAAUAUCGGAAAUGAAAAUGCACCGUGGAUGACACGAAUUGCCGCAUAUACACAACAAAUCAUUAUCAAUAGUUCAGAAGAAUUGUUGAUUGAUCCAUUCUUACCGUUGGCCGAACGUGUCCGAAAGCGAACCGAUAACAUGUUCCAUAAAGAAGAAAGUAUGCGCGGUUUUAUUAAAUCGGCAAACGAUGAUACAUCACAAAUUGAAACACAAAUUCAAGAAGAUUGGCAACUUUUGGUGCGUGAUAUUUAUUCAUUCUAUCCGUUGCUCAUUAAAUACGUUGAUUUGCAACGUAAUCAUUGGCUGAAAAAUAACAUUCAUGAAGCUGAAGAGUUGUACAAUUAUGUGGCCGAAAUAUUUAAUAUUUGGUCAAAGAGUCAAUACUUUUUGAAAGAAGAGCAAAACUUUAUAUCGGCCAAUGAAAUUGAUAAUAUGACACUGAUUAUGCCAACGGCAACACGACGAACAACAACCGUAAAUGAUGGUGCAUCAGCCGGUGGCAAAGUGAAAAAGAAGAAGAAACAUCGUGACAAGAAACGUGACAAAGAUAAAGAGGUGCAAGCCAGUUUAAUGGUGGCUGCCUUGAAACGUCUUUUGCCCGUCGGUUUGAAUUUGUUUGCCGGCCGAGAACAAGAACUUGUUCAACACUGUAAAGAUCGUUAUCUCAAGAAAAUGCCAGAAAGUGAGGUCAUUGAAUUUGCGCGCACACAACUCACAUUGCCAGAUAAACUUGAUCCAGCUGAUGAAAUGUCGUGGCAACAUUAUUUGUACUCAAAAUUGGGGAAGAAUCAAACAUCCGAAGAGAUUAUUGAAAAACCACCAACAGGCGUGCCAGCCGAAAAGACAAAAACCAAAGAACAAAUCAUUCAAGAAACUGUUGAACGCAUUGUUGCAAUGGCCAAAGUUUUAUAUGGACUUCACAUGAUUGAUCAUCCACAACAACAAAGUAAAAACGUUUAUCGAAGUGUCGUUUCGAUACAAAGAAAACGAGCUGUUAUCGCUUGUUUCCGUCAACUUUCAUUACAUUCACUGCCAAGACAUCGAGCAUGCAACAUCUUUGCCAGAACAUAUUACGAAUUAUGGUUGCAGGAAGAAAACGUUGGCCAAGAAAUUAUGAUCGAAGAUUUAACGCAAUCGUUUGAAGAUGCGGAAAAGAAAAAGAAAGAAGAUGAAGAAGAAGAGGGUAAACCAGAUCCAUUGACACAAUUGGUAACGACAUUCUGUCGUGGUGCAAUGACUGAACGCAGCGGUGCACUACAGGAAGAUCCAUUGUAUAUGUCAUAUGCACACAUCGUGGCCAAAUCAUGUGGCGAAGAAGCAGAGGAUGAAGGUGGUAGCGAGGGCGAUGAAGUGGCCAGUAUUCAUGAACAAGAAAUGGAAAAACAAAAACUCUUGUUUGCCCAAGCUCGGCUAAACAAUCGUGGUGUUGCCGAAAUGGUGUUGCUUCAUAUAUCCGCUUCAAAGGGUGUUCCAAGUGAUAUGGUUAUGAUAACAUUGGAAUUGGGUAUUGCCAUUUUGCGCGGCGGUAAUAUUGACAUUCAAAUGGGAAUGUUGAAUCAUUUGAAGGAAAAGAAAGAUGUUGGCUUCUUCACAUCGAUUGCUGGCCUAAUGAACUCAUGCAGCGUUUUGGAUUUGGAUGCAUUUGAACGUAACACAAAAGCUGAAGGUCUAGGUGUUGGCUCGGAAGGUGCAGCGGGCGAGAAAAAUAUGCACGAUGCUGAAUUUACAUGUGCCCUUUUCCGGUUUAUUCAACUCACUUGCGAAGGUCACAAUCUGGAAUGGCAAAAUUAUUUGCGUACACAAGCUGGUAAUACGACAACAGUGAAUGUGGUCAUUUGUACGGUCGAUUAUUUGUUGCGAUUGCAAGAAUCGAUAAUGGAUUUCUAUUGGCAUUAUUCGAGCAAAGAGGUCAUUGAUCAGGCUGGAAAAUUAAACUUUUUCAAAGCGAUCGGAGUAGCCAGUCAAGUGUUCAACACACUGACUGAAGUAAUUCAAGGGCCAUGCAUUCUGAAUCAACAGGCGUUGGCUCAUUCACGUCUUUGGGAUGCUGUCGGUGGAUUUUUAUUCUUAUUCUCACACAUGCAAGACAAAUUAUCGAGACAUUCAAGAUCUGAUGAUUUGCUAACCGAAUUAAAUAAUUUGCAAAAAGACAUGAUCACAAUGAUGUUAUCGAUGCUGGAAGGAAACGUUGUAAAUGGCACCAUUGGCAAACAAAUGGUUGACACAUUAGUCGAGUCGGCAGCAAAUGUUGAAUUGAUUUUAAAAUACUUUGAUAUGUUUUUGAAAUUGAAAGAUUUAACAUCAUCAGCCAGUUUCACUGAAAUCGAUCCAAACCACGACGGUUGGGUGGAGCCAAAAGAUUUUAAAGAGAAAAUGGAGCAAACCAAAAAUUAUACAAUCGAAGAAAUCGAUUUUCUUUUCGCAUGUAUGGAGGUCAAUCACGAUGGAAAGGUUGAUUAUGAAGCAUUUACCGAUCGUUUCCAUGAACCAGCCACCGAAAUCGGCUUCAAUUUGGCGGUUUUGCUAACAAAUCUCUCCGAACAUAUGCCAAAUGAACCGAGAUUGUCACGUUUCCUGGAGACCGCCGGUUCGGUAUUGAAUUACUUUGAACGCUUUUUGGGACGCAUUGAAAUUAUGGGCAGUUCAAAGCGAAUUGAACGUGUCUAUUUUGAAAUUAAAGAAUCAAACAUUGAACAAUGGGAAAAGCCACAAAUUAAAGAAUCAAAACGUGCAUUUUUCCAUUCGAUUGUAACGGAAGGUGGCGACAAAGAAAAACUCGAAGCAUUCGUUAAUUUUUGCGAAGAUGCUAUAUUUGAAAUGACACACGCUUCAAAUCUCAUGGCAACCGAUGACACUAGUGAUAACACGAAAAAAGAAGCAAAAUACAGUACGUACAUUAGUGAAGAGGAUGAAGAAAGAGCGGCCAGAGAUCCACUUCGGCGAAGUGUGCAAGGAGCAAAGAAUGCAUUUGCGUACACCGUACAUCUAUUCAGUCCAUCGAAUAUCAAACAUCAAUUGGGCGUGAUUCAAACAAUGUCAAUACCCGAAUUGAUUGUUGGUUUCUUCAAGGUCAUUUUCUAUGCAUUCUAUUAUUCGGGCUAUGGUGUAACUUCGAUUGUCAAAUAUUUGCUAAUCAAUGUGCUAAUGUCGUUAAUGCGAGGACCAGCCGAAGAAGUUGUUGAAGAGGCACCAGUUGAAGAGGAACGAUUCACAAUGAAAGCAUUACCACCACUACCAACCGAAGACACAUCAAAAACAAUGCAGGCAUUCGGUCUGGAUAUUAGCAAAGAGGAAAAUGGACAAUUUAAAAUGGCACCGCACGAAUCAACGCAACCGAGUCCAACAGCUUCGGAAGACACUGGUGAAAGUACGCCCGAAGAUGGUGUAGCCGAAGGUGCCGAACCAACUGGCGAAGUUGAACAGCCAAUGACUUUGGUCGAUUUAUUGGGUGGUGAAGCUGCCAAACGUGCCGAUAUCGAACGAUCAGAAGCGCAAAAAGUUCAAGAAGCAGCAAUGGCAACAAUCGAAGCUGAAUCAAAGAAAACAUCACAACAAACCACCGAAACGCCGGCAGUCAAUCAAAUCGAUUUCUCAAAAUAUGCACAUCGUGUGGUUAGCUUUUUGGCGCGAAAUUUUUACAAUCUCAAAUACAUUGCAUUGGUUUUGGCAUUCGGUAUCAAUUUUAUGCUGCUAUUCUAUAAAGUUACAACAUUUGGCGAAGAUGCAGACGACGACGAAGAUGACUUACUUGGUUUUGGAUCUGGUUCGGGUAUGUUAGAUGGAUCCGGUGGUUCGGGCAGUGGAGAUGGUGAUGCUGAAGAUGAGGAUCCACUCGAAGCGGUACAUGUUGAUGAAGACUUUUUCUAUAUGGAACACGUUUUACGUGUGGCUGCACUUUUGCACAGUUUAUGUUCACUUGCAAUGUUAAUCGCUUACUAUCAUCUAAAAGUGCCAUUGGCGAUAUUCAAACGUGAAAAAGACGUUGCCCGACGAUUGGAAUUCGAUGGAUUAUAUAUUGCCGAACAGCCAGAAGAUGAUGCAAUUGCAGCGCAUUGGGAUAAAUUAGUAAUUUCAUCAAAAAGUUUUCCGGUCAAUUAUUGGGAUAAAUUCGUGAAGAAAAAAGUGCGACAAAAAUACAGUGAAACAUAUGAUUUUGAUUCGAUAUCGAAUUUAUUGGGCAUGGAAAAAAGUACGUUUGCUGCACAGGAAACAGAAGAAGGCGGUCUUAUUCAUUAUAUACUGACCAUCGAUUGGCGAUAUCAAGUGUGGAAAGCUGGUGUUACCAUAACGGACAGUGCUUUUAUUUAUGCACUUUGGUAUUUCACGUUUUCGGUGUUCGGUAAUUUUAAUAAUUUCUUCUUUGCCGCACAUUUGCUCGAUGUUGCUGUUGGUUUUAAGACGCUUCGCACCAUUUUGCAAUCGGUAACACACAACGGAAAACAAUUGGUGUUGACGGUGAUGCUUUUAACAAUUAUCGUUUACAUUUAUACGGUGAUUGCGUUCAAUUUCUUCCGCAAAUUUUAUAUACAAGAAGAAGAUGAAGAGAUUGAUAAAAAGUGCCAUGACAUGUUAACGUGUUUCGUGUUCCAUUUGUAUAAGGGUGUACGAGCCGGUGGUGGUAUCGGUGAUGAAAUCGGCGAUCCGGUCGGUGACGAUUAUGAAGUGUAUCGUAUCAUUUUCGAUAUAACAUUUUUCUUCUUUGUCAUCGUUAUUCUGUUGGCCAUCAUUCAAGGUUUGAUCAUUGAUGCAUUCGGUGAGCUUCGUGAUCAACUUGAAUCGGUGAAAGAAGACAUGGAAUCGAAUUGUUUCAUUUGUACGAUGGAAAAGAGUUUCUUUGAUGCGGUGCCGCAUGGUUUUGAUACGCACGUUCAGCAAGAGCACAAUUUAGCCAAUUACAUGUUCUUCCUGAUGCAUUUAAUCAAUAAACCAGACACCGAAUACACCGGCCAGGAAACGUACGUUUGGAAUAUGUAUCAACAACGUUCGUGGGACUUUUUCCCGGUCGGUGACUGUUUCCGGAAGCAGAACGAAGACAAAAAAGCUGGCGGCGACGAAUGAGGAAAUCAUUUGUCUUUUGUUUGUAUUUGGGUUUUUUUUUAAUUUCGAAACACCAUUUUACGUAUUAUUGUUCAUUUUUCGUGUUUUCUUCAUUGUCUUCUCGCUCUCACUUAUGUUUUGCACA